GUCUUGGUAGUAUUCUUCUAGACCAGCAAGAAUGGUAGAUUUUGAUUACUCACCAAGAUGAGCAUUAGAAGUAAAAAGAUUGAAAAAUUUCAUAAAUUAUAAGACUUGCUAUUUUCUUUAAAAGACUGCCAAUUGUUUUACAAAUUAUACCAUUUAUCUGGCUGAAUUUGAGCCUUUUUAUGAGUUCCGAGUUAAAAAUCCUAUUUCAGAUUAAAAUAUCUUGGGCUAAGAAAUUUGGUAUGCAAAAUGCUUGCUUUCAUCCCUCUCUUAAAACUACGGCCUGGAGCUUGCAAGGUUAUAAUACUUAUAUGAAUGCUUUAAGAACACAAAUAAAGCUUUUUAUUCCAAGAUGCCAAAAAAUUAGAAGAGAGCUUGAGUAUUCUUUCGCCAAAAAGUUGAAAAUAAUAAUCACCUAUUUUUCAGGAAGUUAUGAACAUUUGCUUAAUAUCAGAACCGAAAAUUGAAAGGAAAGCAUCAGUGAAUUUUAUCUUCACGAGUUUAUAUGGUGGAAUAUUGUUUUAAGCAACGAAAUGAGGACUCAUAAGGGAUUUUCAUAUUGUAUCAAAGAAUGAAAAAUUAGUCAUCACACAUUUGAAGCAAGGGAUUAUGAAAAAUAUUCUUUAAAAAAUAAAGUAGCUAUCUACUAAUUUGCUGUUAAAAAGAGAACUUUGUAUCCCAAUUAGUGUCAUAAUUCAUCCCAUACAAAUAAAUAAACCAAUCCCUAAGCAUUAGUUUAUCAAAAAAUGCCAGUUCAUUUAUUCCGACUACUCUCUU
Moneuplotes crassus is the source of this 774-nucleotide messenger RNA. The record is from the annotation of a GenBank genome assembly. Lineage: Eukaryota; Ciliophora; Spirotrichea; Euplotida; Euplotidae.